AUGCCAAGACCGACCUUUCCAGGAAAACAGGAACGUGCUGCCGUACCUUUCCUCUCACUUCCAUCGGUGUAUCCAAGGUCCCUCGGUUCUUUCUCUCGUCGUUGGUUCUAUGGCUCACUAGUCUACAAUCGUCUCUUGACCACGAUAUACCUUCAGAGUCCGCAUCCGUCAGUGAAUGGUAACCUAGUGGCUGGAUACCACAGUUUGAUGGCAGCGGUCUAUCUUCACAACGCUCUCUACGCCCGCAACCCUCCAGAACCACGCGACAGUCUUGUUCAUUCCAGAAACCUCUCUACGAUCUCGAGCGCGACCCUCUUAACCAGCACAACUGUCCAUUCACACCCGAACGAGCCGCUCCUCCAGCCCACAGCCACCGCACCAGCUACAGCCGCAUACUUUGAGCAACUCUCCCGACAACCCCGAAAUUCAGAUGGAACGCCAGCUCGACUUCGAUGGGACGACCGCGUCACCUUGGACGGCGGUCAUCCGCCAGGUCUGGGAGAGAAAGGACGGCCAUGGAGGAGGGGUCGAAUCCGAAGACCAGAGGGUCGGUGGGGUUGGGCCAAGAUGGCACUGGAAGUCGUCAUGGCUGCAUGGGCAACGUACAACGCCGUUCGGUAUUUUUUCGCCUUUUCAGCGCAUAACGACACGGUCGGCCAGACUUUCUGUCUCGCCCUCGGUACCAGUGCGGGUGUUUCGUUCGCACUGGCCUUCUCCGCCAAGGUUCUCGGGGUGUUGAAGCCCAAGCUCUUAAUCCAGAGUGUAGUGUACAAGUACCUGAAGUAUGUCCGAGCGACCCUCUUUUUCCUCUCCUCUUUCGCCCUCCUCGUUCCUGCAGCUGUCAAUUUCGCCCUCGUUUUCUUCUGGAAGGACUCCCCUCAUCCCCAACUAUCAUUGGCCCACCGAUGUCGAGUCGACGUCGACGUAGUCUGGUCUGUGUACGGAAGAGAAUGUGAUCCGGCAUCCCCAUGGUCUACUUGGAUUAUCAUCUCCACCGUCCGUCUCGCCCUGACCCUCACCGCCAUUAUUGCCUACCACGCCAUCUCUUUUCUGCAUCCCGGAAUUCAUCGACGUCCGAUACACCGCCAUCUCCGCUCAGAAUCGUUUGCGUCUACACCAUCCAUAUCGGGAGAUGUCGCGUCCCCUUCUACCCUCAGCGCACAGCGUCAAGCAUCUGAGGCUACGUUGGUCGACGAAUCGUCCUCCCGACACCCCAGCCGAACAAGAUUGGCACGGUCACGCUCUUCUGGCCUGUCUGGCGAGUCUUGCUCGGGGGAGCCUCUUUCGUUUGGUCUGUCGAGUGUGGUCGAGGCCGCUGAGGUUCAUCAAAACGCAUCCGAUGACGGAUUCCAUUCCUCAUCCCAAAUCACGAACCAGACAGAAGAGGCAGUUGGUGGCGCUCGGUCAGAUGGUGCAUCCUCACCAGAUGCACUAUCUAGGGGUCGUCCUCCAAGCUAUUCUUCGGAAUAUGACCGUUACGACGAAGACGAUAGCGACGAGUCCGACGAACACAUUUACGAUCGACCCAGCAUCGACCCCGAGAAUCUGUUCAACCUCCCUCGCGUCCCUCCAGCUCUCGGAUACAACGAAUUUGGCCUUCCGUACCCCCCUGACCAGAAUGUGCGGGUGCUGAAUGGGGUCAUCAGACGCAUGCCUACCAUCGAGUCCAUGGGCUCUGGCGAAGUCGGAAGCCUCGGCGCCUCCAGCCACCAGGGCAACGGGAGCAUGUACACGUCAAGCAGACCACCGACGCGCAACACCCUGCUCUCGUUUAGCGACUACGAUCCACAGAGCAGCAAUCCUCCGAGUCGCGCGAACAGCCUAUCUAUGAGAGCGGAGAUGCUUGUAAACAUGACGACCUCGGAGCAUGGAGAACUGGUGGGUAGAUCGGACAUCGCGAUGAGGCGUAUGUCAAGCCCCACGAGCUUCACCGAUCAAGGUGGAAGCAGCGUCGGCGCACCAGAGAGCCACUCUAAUGGGACAACGGUCAGCCGUACAACGUCGACGACCGCGUCGUUUCACACAGCGAUGACAGGUAGCAUGAACGAUGCGAAUCCCCCACCCUCUCCCAACGAUGGAACCUACCCACCAUUCAUUCCCUCAAAAGGCCACGAAAUCUAG
Molecule: messenger RNA, 2121 nt
Organism: Cyclocybe aegerita
Lineage: Eukaryota; Fungi; Basidiomycota; Agaricomycetes; Agaricales; Hemipholiotaceae
Source: the annotation of a GenBank genome assembly